AUGUCCACGAACUCGGGAGCUUCAGCGUGGAUAGCUGCCAACUUGUCGGUGUUAACUGGACCACGCUCGUCAAUGGGCUCUCCAAUGACAUUGAUGAUACGACCUAGAGUUUCAGCACCCACUGGGAUACGAAUGGGGAAGCCGGAGUCCAUGACAGGCUGUCCACGAACCAAACCCUCAUACGAACGGUGUUUUCUCCAAGAUGCUGAGCGACCUCGAGUACCAGACGGGGUGUACGGUUCUGGACCUCCAAGGCGUUCAAAAUUGGUGGCAAAGCAUCGUCGAACUGCACUCAGCAAUCAGGAUGAAGUGGUGAUGGACUCGGAAUUGAUGAGCGUGUCGUCAAAAGUCAUAAAGUCUUGCACCCAAGUCCUGACCAAGGAGUACAACACGUUCAGCAGCAUGGAGUUUGCUCAUAAAUUGAUGGAGUACGUCCAGCAAUUGCCGGACACGACGGUCGCGGAUGUCAACUGGUCGAUGCUGCGGAAGGAUGUUCCGGCGUUCAAAGCCACCGCGACUUACGUGAACCUGCUGAACAAGAUAAUGUGCGUCGGUGAGAGGAGAAACAAGCGCGACAAGAACGGCAGCGGCGACAACAGUUUGAAUGACAGCGGAAGCAACGACGAAGCAAGACCCAAGGGCUCGGUUAAGACUGAAAAUAUACUGAGCAGCCAGAGGCGCAAUGCCUACGCCGAACAGCAUGCCGCGAAAAUGAAUCGCACGAGAUUGAACGACCCGAAUGUGACCACCACGCGUCCCGAUAACGUUAUCCAAGUCGAGGGCGACGCUGACAACGACGGCAACAAACCGAUUCUUGAUAAUCUUCGCAAGCUCAUCAGGAAAGUUUAUAAAGACAACGGGAAGCAGCAGCCUAUUGAUUAUUUCAAGCUCAUCCUCGAUCCCGGUGACUUUGGAAAAACCAUUGAAAAUAUGUUCCACGUCGCUUUCCUCGCCAAAGACGGAUUCAUUCGAUUUAGAACUGGUAAUUUCUCCCAAGAUUAUUAUUAUUAUUUAUCAAUUAUUAUUUCGACGGUCUCAGAUGGAAACUGCAUUGAUUUUAACCUGGUCAAUAAUUAUCAACAUUUCAAUUGCUGGCUCUUAAAUCUGGUUCUAUCCUAG
Messenger RNA from Cotesia congregata, 1119 nucleotides. Lineage: Eukaryota; Metazoa; Arthropoda; Insecta; Hymenoptera; Braconidae. The record is from the annotation of a GenBank genome assembly.